Molecule: messenger RNA, 579 nt
Organism: Anoplopoma fimbria (sablefish)
Lineage: Eukaryota; Metazoa; Chordata; Actinopteri; Perciformes; Anoplopomatidae
Product: recoverin-like
Exons: 3
Coding region: 1-579 (192 amino acids)
Molecular function (GO): calcium ion binding
Source: RefSeq, a predicted model, not a curated record
AUGGGUAACACCAAGAGUGGCGCUGUGUCCAAGGAGAUCCUGGAGGACCUGAAACUCAACACCAAGUUCUCAGAGACUGAGAUUGUCACGUGGUAUGAAAACUUCAAGAAGCAGUGUCCAACAGGGCGCAUCUCAAAAGAAGAGUUUCAGAGCAUCUACAGCAAGUUCUUCCCAGAAAGUGAUGCCCAAACAUACUCCCAGCAUGUCUUCCGUUCCUUUGAUACAAACGACGAUGGCACACUGGACUUCAAGGAGUACAUCAUCGCUCUCCACAUGACAUCAACAGGCAAGACCACCAGGAAACUGGAGUGGGCCUUCUCGCUGUUUGACGUGGACAAGAAUGGAUACAUCACCAAGUCAGAAGUCAAGGAAAUCUGUACGGCAAUUUUCAAGCUGAUUCCUAACGAUGAGCUGGCUAGUCUGGCUGAUGAUGAAAACACAGCUGAGAAGAGGGCAGAUAAACUCUGGAGUGUCUUUGAUAAGGGCGAAGCCGAACGAGUGGCAGAGGGAGAGUUCAUCCAGGGAGUGUUGGAGAAUGAAGACGCUCUUCGUUUGAUUCAGUAUACGCCGUCCAAGUAA